CAUAUCCAAUAUCUUUUAACGAGCUAGUGUAAACUAAUUGAUUUCUUCGCGCUCGCUUCUAGGUCUUGUGUUUUGUCCUAACAUUUGUCGAUGUAGUUACGUCACACGUGUUAGGCAUAGUAAACGUUAUCAGAACUAUUACAAAACCUACUGUAAAGAGUAGCUGUUGGUAGGUUUUCGACCAGCAUGUGGGUAUGUUAUUGCAAGAUGAUACGCAGACGAUUGUGCCUGAGUUUGGCUAUGAAGGUCCACUCAGACAGUUGUCUGAGUUUUGACACGAGAGUCUAGAAAUGCAAGAUGAAAACCGUGCGAUUAUAUGUUAAACGAUAAACGACGAAUGUUAGUGAUUCGAAGUGGAAAAUUGAGGCAGCCUAAUAGCCGAAGUUUUCAGAUGGAUGAGCUAGGCUUCAUAUCAAUCGAUGGAGUCCCUGACUGCUGUUCUGAGCUAUGUGCGAUGUAAACUGUGUGGUUGAUAUCCCCCAGACAAAAGGAACCAGUGGUUGAGGACUCUUGCUGACAUGGAUGAAGAUCGGUCACAAUGACGCAGAUGCUUUCACCCCUUGACAUUUAAAGCUUGAAUGUUCACACUGAUCUUCAUCUUCAAAUUGCUUGUUCUCUCACAGUACUUUAUCUGCUUUGAUAACACUUUUCUAACAACUUGUUGUCUGUGUACUGCCGUGAAGUGUGGCAACUCGAAGUGACGUACUUGUAUGCGAGGUUCUACGUUGAUUUUGCCGGUCACUGACUUGUAAUUUAAUAUCUUUUCUUUGUUAAUUGUUAACUCCGCAACCUAUUUAUUAGCGUGUGCAUUGAUUAUUUCUCACACUGCUACAUUCAUUUACGCUUAUUCAUUUUUAAGACAGAUGUGAGAGUUCAAAAAACACAAGCUUACUCUUUUUGUACUGUAAUAAGGUGUAUCUAAGACCCUUUGUUUAUAUUCCUUCAGCAACUAAAGACCAUCCUGACAGAUGAUCACAAUCUAAAAGAUGGAAAAUGUUGGAAACAGUUGUUUCCUUGUGGUUAGCCACGUCAGUCGUAGCUCAGUAAGCAUAUCUAGAUGGAUUUACACUCAAACAGCCUUUUAACUUAAAAGUGAUUCUCUGCCCUGAGGGCCAGACCUUAUAUACUGAUCUUGAAUCUUGGGAGUCGAAGGAAAAUGAUUAUAUCCAAUAGGUGCAAAUAUUACCUUGACCAAAAUACGACAUAAGAACGUUUAAAAGCAGUCUUAAGAUUAUGAAACGCUUCUAAUAAUGUAAAGAAUUAUUAAAACUGAAGGUCUUCAGAAAUCUUUUGUCGAAUCCCGUAUCAGUUUUUUAUUGGGAUGCCUAUGGAGAAAUCAAAUGAACUUUUAUACAUGAAUUUGUCCGCAUGACUGUAAAUUAUUUCAUUCAGCGGGCUUAGAUUUGAAAUAAAGUUAUAACUUUCCUUCAUGAACAAACUUUCUUCUGUGACAAACGGCAAACUGGAAUACAUAUCUAUCUGUCGUUUCCCUACGCCUCGACACAAUUUUCUCUACAAGCUCGCGACCCACAUAAUACUGGAAAACAUUUUCAGGAAGUAGCUGUUCAUGGAGGAAGUGUGCAGCACUUGGCGCCAGUAGUCUGUUUGUAAGCCAACUUGUGAUGUAGUUGACUAUUCAAGCUGCUCCGUGCGGCUUUUAUUGUGGUUGCGAUUCAUUAACAUCAUCUGUUUAUUACUAGUGUACUCGCGAUAUAUGAGCAAUUAAGAGAAAUUGUGAGUCAAUGGCGACGAGACAUUGAAAUCAUUGGCACCACGCAGUGCGUAUCCCGUGACCCGGUGAAGUUGUUAUGGCAUUUGGCCCCUUUGUAUUGCUAGAAAGUUCCGCGAAAAUGUUACGUUUCCCUUUUCGGAAUCGUAGCUUUUGUUAAGCUACAAUGCAUGCAGUAGAAUUAAUCCACUUUUGUUUACGUGCUUACUACGCGUGAUUCGCCCUCUUGUACCAAAACUAUUAAAUCUGUCACUGCAGGACGUGUAAAGGUAUAGAAAGCAUCUCAAGUACGUCGUACUAAGUACCACUGAGGGCAGUGGAGCACAUUUCGUUUGAUUUUUCGUUGGUACACAGUCAGUCCCAAAAUAAAAUGUAGCCGGAAAAUAUCUCGCUUGCUUUGACAAAUUCUGCAAUUUUUGAAAUUAUUUUGAUUUAGGAAUGUGCAACGUUUUCUGUGGAGUGCUCAAAGUAUUUUGCAAACAUUUUUAAGUUGCUCUUAACCACAUCUAUUUUUGCCGUGAAUACGCGGAUUACUUCAGAGUUGUUACUUCUUCUUACCUUAAAUAUCCCAGUGACCGUAACUUCUGUAUGGUAUAGUAGGUGAUUAAAUGAAUGUUAAACGACCAGCCGUUGGGUCACGGGUUGCAGCCCAGCUUCAACUGCUGAAGUUUAGGCAGCCAGGUAGUAUCAUUAACCCUCACAAGUCGUGUGGCUCAUAGCUUAUUGAACAGAUAUGCACAGGGUUGCUGAGUGAGUUUCUACCGUUUUUUAAGUGUUGGAUGAAGUAGGAUUAGUUUAGGUGGAAGGUGAUGGUGUCCAGAUCUGGACAUGACACCGGUUCAUAGAGUCCUUGCUUAUCUAAGCUGUGCAGGUUAUUUGGGUGAGGUCGUCCGAAGGAUGGAAAUAAAUGGUUAGCGAAUCUGUGAUUAAAAAUCAUUCUUAGUACCGUAUGUGUUCACUUUGUCGUCUUCGAGGUUUGUCUAAAUGAACAUCAAUUGGCUAUUAAACGUCACGACAUUUCAUCACUCAUUUCAAUGCAUGUGUAUAAUUAUGGACAUAAAUUCACUUGACAAUGUAGAAAUUUCGGACAGAGGAAACACCAACAAUAUCAGAGAAUUUCUAGAAGCUUGGCAUUCAGCUCGGUUUGCAGUCAACAGAUAUAUAGACACAGACCCAAUCUAUUAACCAAUGCAAAAAAUGAUAAACGACAGAAAGGUUACAGGUCAAGCAGAGGAACAGUUAACAAGAAAAUCUGUACAGCCAAUGACACAACAAUCAAAUGAAACAACCAAUCACUAACCAGUUCGUCAGGGCGAGCCACUAAAUCACUGACGGAGAGAUAUUUACAGCUCACUCACUUCAUACUGAAAUUAGUGCUGAUGAUGUCGUCUAGAAAGACGAUGAAAGCUCCACGACUAAACAACUCAGCUCAGAGAACAAAAUACAACCAAGAAAGAAUAAACAAUUUGAAGAUGAAGAUCAGUGUGAACAUUCAAACUUUAGAUAUCAAGGAGUGAAAGCAUCUGCGUCAUUGUGACCGAUUUUCAUCCAUGUCAGCAAGAGUCCUCAACCACUGAUUCCUUUCGUCUGGGCGAUACGAAGCAGAUAGUCUACAUCGCUCCACAUGACUCAUACCAUCAGUAAAAGACUAUCCUUAAAUAUGGUUGGAGAGGUCAUGAAAUAUUGAUGUUCUAUUGAUGGAGAGUGUUUGUAGCUCAGGUGGGUAGUUUUAAUGGUGUUAUGUUGAAACAUCUAGCUCAGAAAACAAAACACUAAAGUUGGUGUUUUAGGAUGAUUUUAUUCUUGCUUGUGAUUUCUUACUUCCUAUUUCAUCAAAACGUAUUAAAACUUUAGGUAUUUUUUAUCUUGUUCUCAGUUGGAUGAACUAAUUUGGUUUUUUCUGUGUUAUUUCAAUUUUUAUGAUGAUUAAGGGGUUUGUGCAUCGAAUUUCAUUGUCAAGUAUGAGAGAAAAGCCAAAGAAGCGCAAUUCAAGUGUUGCAGUAAAAGAUGAAGAACCUUCAGUUGUCUCUAAGAAAACUAAAGUUUCUUUGAACGAAGCUUUGGUGCUCAGUCAUCCUAACUCUGAUCAAUUACAGGAGCGUAUUUCAAUGAUUAAUCAGGGAUUUCUUUUCAAAUGCCCCCUAGACUUCCUCCAGUUCUAUGAGUUUUGUCAAGCUUGUAGCACUGAUUCACCGCUUGGUUUGAAAAGAUUGGCAUGUUAUAUUCUUCCUUAGAUGCGUUAUCGGAGAUUGGAUUCCGUUUGGUCGGUCCAUAUGAAAUAUAUCAUAUGGGAUCCAAAGAUCAGGUUACGAAAGGACAGUGGUCUAAUUACUACCGCUUUUAUCAUGACCCACCUGAAUUUGUAACUGUGAUAAUAUGCAGUAAUGAACAGUAUCACGUUGGUUAUUUCCGUGAUUCAUAUGAAUCCACACCAUUUGUUGCUAAGUCAACUGCAUCCAAUGGAAUAAUUGAAUACUGUGGUCAGAAUCUGUUUACUUUCUUAAGAUCUGUACUACAAAAGAAUAAAUCUUGUCAUGCUAGCCAACUGAUGAAAAAUCUUAACGAAUUUACAGCCAAUAAAAACAUUAAAACUAAUGUUUUAUCUUCAUUUAUGAAGGAUAGGAAAAAACUCCAGGUUUGUGCUACAACAAAUCGUAUUGGCCUGAUGAUUGACGUUACUAAAGAUGAUAUUGGAUAUCGUCCUUUAAAUAUCACUUAUUCUGAACUCAACUCCAAACUGCAAGAUAUUGUCGAUUCGAAAUCAAAGGAAGAGCAACUGAUUAAAUUCGCUCCUAUUGAUGAGCUUAUCACCUGUGUUCAAUUCGCCAAUGAUGAGGGAGACUAUGGACAAGGCUUAGAAUUGGGCUUGUCAAUUUUAGCAUUUCAUCCAAAAGCACAACCAUUAGAGAAAGCAAGCAUAUUCAACAAUAAGAUUAAGCAUUUACUGUCUGUUGGCUAUAAUUUAGCCAAUAGGAAGGAGUUUAGUCAAGUAAUUCAAUCUCAUAUGGAGGAUAGACGUGUUGAACCGUUAACUUUCCUGUAAAUAUUUUUACAGUAAUCAACUUGUCAGAUUUUAUGUGCAUUUAUUUCCAGAUAUAUCAGAUUUCUG
This is a messenger RNA of Heterobilharzia americana, 4838 nucleotides long. Lineage: Eukaryota; Metazoa; Platyhelminthes; Trematoda; Strigeidida; Schistosomatidae. The record is from the annotation of a GenBank genome assembly.